Messenger RNA from Silurus meridionalis, 4950 nucleotides. RefSeq names its product contactin associated protein family member 5b (gene cntnap5b). The record is from RefSeq and is a predicted model, not a curated record. Lineage: Eukaryota; Metazoa; Chordata; Actinopteri; Siluriformes; Siluridae. The transcript has 24 exons. Bases 182 to 4156 code for a protein of 1324 amino acids.
CGCGUUUCAUCUCGGGCUUCCUCCGUUAGCGCGCAGACGAGCUGAAACGGGCGCGAGCAGCUGGAUCGUUCUGAAUCUCUACGCUCGCGCGCAUGUUUGUGUGCGCGCGUGUGAGUGCAUGUGUGUUUUGUCACAUGCGGUGUGCCGGACUUUUGGAUAAAAGGCAGCUGAUUUCUCUUUGAUGAUGAUGAUGAUGAUGAUGAUGAAAAUGAAGACGGUCGCGUUCGGUGUCGGUGCUCACAGGACGGUUCUCGCGCUCGUUCUGGCGGCUCUGUGCGCGCUCCGGUACGCGCGCGCUGCCCACCAUCACCAUCAGUGUAACAGCCCCCUGCUCUCUCUUCUUCCUCCCAUGUCGUUCCAGAGCUCCUCUGUCUCCUCUGAACAUCAUAGUGGGUUUUAUGCUAAGCUAAACACCAGAGACGGAGGUGGAGGUUGGAGGCCUGAUCAUUCAGACCAGCUGCACUGGUUGCAGGUGGACCUGCGUGAGAGAAUGGAGAUUGUUGCCGUGGCGACACAGGGUGUCUCCGGCAGCUCUGAUUGGGUGACGAGAUUCACACUGAUGUGCAGUGACACAGGACACGACUGGAAACAGUACCGACACGAGGAUUACGCUGGAGUUUUCCCAGGAAACACAGACGCUGAAGGUGUGGUCCAUCACAAACUGCCUCACUCCAUCCGCACACGCUUCCUGCGCUUCCUCCCACAGGCCUGGAGCUCUGAGGGACACAUCGGCCUGAGAGUGGAGGUGUACGGCUGCUCCUACAAGUCGGACAUGGCUGAUUUCGACGGCAGGAGCGCACUGCUGUACCGCUUCAACCAGAAGUCCACAAGCACAGUGAAGGACGUGAUCUCUCUGCAGUUUAAAAGCGUGAGAUGGGACGGCGUGUUGGUCCACGGUGAGGGUCAGAGAGGAGAUUACAUCACGCUGGAGCUUCAGAGCGGACGUUUGACCUUACACGUUAACCUGGACGACGCUAAAGUUCACCCCAGUAGCUCUGAGGUCUCCGUAUCUCUGGGGAGUCUCCUGGACGAUCAGCACUGGCAUUCGGUUCUGAUCGAGCGCUUUAACAAGCAGAUCAACUUCACUGUGGACCGUACCACACGCCACCUGCGCUCCGGGGGAGCGGCCGACUCGCUCGAGAUAGACUACGAACUCAGCAUCGGUGGCGUUCCUCUGCCCGGAAAACCGGGAACGUUCCUGCGCAAGAACUUCCGGGGCUGCAUGGAGAACCUGUACUAUAACGGCGUGAACAUCAUCGACCUGGCCAAGCGCAAGAAACCACAGAUCUACAGCGUGGGUAACGUCACCUUUUCCUGCUCAGAGCCUCCCUCAGUCUCGGCGACGUUCCUGAGCUCCAGCAGCAGCUUCCUGCAGAUUCCUCUGGAUGUGUUGGUGGAGACAGGGGCGGAGACAUGGGCGGAGACAUGGGCGGAGACAUGGGCGGAGACAUCCGGGUGGAGCGUGAGCUUCCAGUUCCGUACGUGGAACAGGGACGCAAUGCUGAUGUGGUUCGGACAGCAGGGGGCAGAGACGCUUGUGCUGAUGCUAACUGACACACAGCUGAAGCUCACACACCAGCAGUCAGCGCUACAGAGCUCAGAGAUCACUGUGGGCCGCAGUCUGAGCGACGGACUCUGGCAUGCUGUCUCACUGAAGAUCGAUGCACUCCAGGCUUCUGUCUACGUGGACGAUGGGUCUCCGUCCAGCAUCAGCCUCGGACAUGAGAUGCAACCCGGGACCACUGUCAUGAUCGGCGGAUGCCCAACAUCAGCAGCCAACCAGGGCUGUCGGAACCCCACGCUGGCCUAUCAGGGCUGCAUGCGCGCCAUCAUUCUUAACAACCAUCCUGUCGACUUGUACCAUGUGCAGCAAGGCCUUCUGGGUAAUUACAGCGAGAUCCAAAUCGACACCUGUGGCAUACAGGACAGGUGUAUGCCCAAUUACUGUGAGCAUGGUGGUGAAUGUUCUCAAUCCUGGAGCUCCUUCAGCUGUGACUGCUCUGGUACAGGAUACACUGGAGCGACAUGCCACAACUCUAUCUUCGAAAUGUCUUGUGAAGCACACAGAGUGGCAGGAAGCUCCUCCGGAUUUUUCUCCAUCGACCCGGACGGCAGUGGGCCGCUCACGCACACCGUCGUUUUUUGCAACAUGAGUGAGGAGAAGGUGUGGAUGGUAAUUGGUCAUAACAGCUCAAAGCCAGUGAGCAUCCAGGGUUCAAGUUUUCAGAAGCCACACGUCAUGAAGCUGAACUAUAGCGCAUCACUGCAGCAGCUCACAACCCUGCUCGACCGAGCACAACACUGCCAACAGGAAGUGAUGUACCGCUGCAGGAAGUCCCGCCUCUUCAACACCUGGGAUGGCACUCCGUUAUCGUGGUGGAAGGACAGAGCAGGAGAAAAACGGACCUACUGGGCGGGGUUACUGCCCGGAGUUCAGCAAUGUUCCUGCAGUUUGGCUGAAAACUGCAUUGAUAUGAAUCACUUCUGCAACUGCGACGCAGACCGGAGCUCUUGGGAAAACGAUACAGGAAUGCUGUCCUACAAAGAACAUCUUCCCGUCACUGAGAUGGUGGUUGGAGACACGAACCGAAGUGGCUCAGAAGCCGUUUACCAAGUCGGAUCUUUACAGUGCCGUGGAGACAGGUUUUUGUGGAACGCCGUGUCUUUCUAUCAGGAGUCAUCAUCCUUGCACUUCCCCACGCUGCAGGCUGAGCUCAGCGUCGACAUCUCCUUUUACUUCAAGACCACAGCACCUUCUGGAGUCUUCCUGGAGAACUUGGGUGUCCGUGAUUUCAUCCGGCUGGAGCUGAGUGCCUCAUCAACAGUGACGUUCUCGUUCAAUGUUGGAAACGGUCCUCUGGUCCUGACAGUGAAGUCUCACGUCCCUCUGAAUGACAAGCAGUGGCACCAUGUCCGAGCCGAGCGCAACGUGAAAGAGGCGUCGUUACAGGUGGACCAGCUCCCUUUGCGCUUCUUGGAAGCUCCGCCUGACAGCCACGCCCGUCUGCAGCUCAACGGACAGCUGUUUAUUGGAGGAACUGCCUCAAGGCAGAAGGGGUUUCUGGGAUGCAUCCGAGCACUGACUGUCAACGGUGUGACUCUUGACCUGGAGGAACGCGCCAAAAUGACCCCGGGGGUAAGCGGAGGGUGUCCAGGUCACUGCACCGGCAACACCCGUCUGUGCCAUAACCGGGGGCGGUGCAUCGAGCGGAACAGCGGAUAUGUGUGUGACUGUACACUCUCAGCCUACGGAGGAACUCACUGUCAGACCGAAGUUUCCGUGUCCUUUGAGAGUGGCACGUCUGUGACCUACGCAUUCCAGGAGCCGUUCUCGGUGAUGCGUAACGCCAGCCGUCAAUCGUCAGCCAUCGUCGCUCAGAGCAGCAGGUCUCGGGAGAACGUAGCCUUUCGCUUCCUCACCACCAAAACUCCUGCUAUGCUGAUGACCGUCACCACGUACCAGCAGCAGUACAUGGCCAUCAUCCUGGCUCAUAAUGGGAGUUUGCAGAUUUGGUAUAAACUGAAGCAGGAGAAGGAGACGGAUGUGUUCAUGGCCACCCAGCACAGCCUGGCUAACGGGCAACUGCAUCGAGUCCAGCUCCACCGAGAGGGCAGGGACAUGUAUGUCCAGGUGGAUAAGGAAGUGAGUCAGAAGUUUGGCCUCUCCACCGACCGAGAGUUAAACAUGAUCCGCUCUCUGACACUCGGCAAAGUCACCAGUCGAGUGGGCGUGGAUGAGGAGGUGCUCCAGGCGGGAUCGAGAGGUUUCGUUGGCUGCCUUUCGUCGGUCCAGUUUAAUCACCUCGCUCCUUUAAAGGCGGCCAUUUUAAACCGAGGCAGCUCACUGGUCAGCGUGCUCGGGAAUCUGGUGGAGUCCAACUGUGGAAAGCUGGCUGAUAGAUCCCACUCCCACUCACCGCCAGACCACAUGGAUGGAGAGAAGCGAGAAAGAGAACGUCUGGAGAACUCGGAGCCGAGUGACUUGGCCGUGAUCGGAGGUUUGAUAUCAGCAUUGCUGUUGGUCAUGCUGUGCAUCGUGGGGGCAAUGAUGCGCUUCCUGCUGCGUGUCCGACGUGAGCGUUCCCAUCAGCCCAAACAGAAGGACCCGCGGGCUCAACCGGAGCUCAGGGACAGCCGAAAGGAGUUCUUCAUAUGACCCCUAAACGACCCCUUCAGCCAAGUAACCAUAAAUCCCGGAUGUGGCGAGAGAGGACGGCACCAGAGCCGCUAGCACACUUGAUCCUCGCUCCCUUCCUUAAUGAGCUUUUGUGCCCUCUAUAAACCUGACAUUGUGGAAUGGGACACAAACGAGCGAUGGAAAAUGUACCCGCUGUGUCAAGAAAAACAGUACAGUAUAUGACCUUGAGGAUGCAGAUAAUGCCCUUGAAUGACUUUCCCUUCCUCUCUUCCAUUCUAUAGGGCUGUGUGAGUGGGACACAGCCGAGGGGAUGGAGGACCAACACCAAUGCUAACUGGAGUACUUUAUAUACCUUUAACCUUAUAGACUCUACAGCAUGAGUGACCUCCGACCCCAUUUAGGAUGCGGCUCAAAUCAGUGUUCAACACACACUGUGGGCCUGCAGUGGGGAAUUAUGGGUAAUUAAUUUCAUUACUUCCACCUACUAUGACAGGGACAACAAAUAGGACUCACACUUCCUGUGUCCAGUCGAGCAGAUAUGUGUUUUCCAAUCAACACCUAAGAAGGACUAGGUCUCACUCGUGCACACACACACACACACACACACACACACACACACACACACACACACACACACACACACACAGCACAUUGUGUAAAUGCAGAGUGAACAGUAGAAGUGUUGUUUUUGAAAGAGCUCAGGGGAAUCUGUUGGCUGAAAUCAGUGGCCGGUAAAAACACACUCCGCUCAUUACAGAGAGUAAUGAAGAAAAGUUUUAAUCUGAAAAGUAUUAUUAAAGUUUUAAAGAGUA